Molecule: messenger RNA, 1314 nt
Organism: Plasmodium adleri (nom. inval.)
Lineage: Eukaryota; Apicomplexa; Aconoidasida; Haemosporida; Plasmodiidae
Product: XAP-5 DNA binding protein, putative
Exons: 2
Coding region: 1-1314 (437 amino acids)
Biological process (GO): chromatin organization
Cellular component (GO): nucleus
Source: RefSeq, a predicted model, not a curated record
AUGAAUUUUCGAAAACCUGAUAAUACAGCUGAUUUAAUCGAUAGUAUCAUAAAUAGUGAAAAUGGGAAAGUUCAAAAAUAUGUUUUAGAAAGAAAAAGAAAGGAAAAAGAAUUUCUAGAAAAAAAAGAAAAUAUAAAAAAAAAAUCUAUGAUGGCUCCAAAAUUAAAUCAAAUGUUCGUAAAAAAUAAAAAUGAAGAUGAUAAAUUAAUUAGCGAAACAAUAGGUCUCAGAACUGUACAUGAAUAUAAAAAAAUCAAAGAUGAAAUAUAUAGUAAUAAAAAAGAUAAUGAUUUAAAAGAAAGGAAACAAGAUGAUAAACAGACAAAACAAAAAAGCUUUAAAUUGUCUUUUUUGUCAGAAGAUGAUGAUAGUGAUAUGGACAAUAAAAAUGAAAGUGAUGAUAAUAAAAAUGACAGUGAUGAUAAUAAAAAUGUAAGUGAUGAUAAUAAAAAUGUAAGUGAUGAUGAUAAAAAUGAAAGUGAUGAUAAUAAAAAUGAAAGUGAUGAUAAUAAAAAUGAAAGUGAUGAUAAUAAAAAUGAUAAGGAUAAUAUUAAAUUUAAUAGUGAUGGUAAUAAACAAAAUAAUCAAUAUAAAUAUAGCAAAGAAACCAAUAAAAGCGAUAAUGAUAUGACAGAUCAACAAAAUGAUCUAAACAAUAAUAAAUCCAAUGAAAAUAAAAAUGAGUUAUCGUCCAAUAGCAAUAAAAAUAAAUUGGAUAAGAAAAAUGCUUUUACUAAUAAAAUUAUGAAAGACCCUACUGUAAAUACAUCUUUUUUAAAAGAUAAAGAAAGAGAUAAAAAAAUAGAAUUAAAGAAAAAAGAAUUAAGAGAAUUGUAUUAUAAAUUAGAAAAUGAACAAAAAGAAAAAGUCAUAGAUAUUACUUAUUCAUAUUAUGAUGGUAGUGGACAUAGAAGAAAAAUAUCAGUUAAACAAAAAAAUACUAUAGGACAAUUUAUAAAUAAAUGUGUUCAUAACUUAAAACAUGAAUUCAUACAAUUAAGAUCUGCAUCAUGCGAAACUUUAAUGUUUGUUAAAGAAGAUGUUAUUCUUCCAAAUUAUAUCACAUUUUAUGAACUUAUAAAAAAUAAAGCUCAAGGAAAAACAGGACCUUUAUUUUCAUUUGACGCGGUCGAAAAUUUGUCUGGAAUUACGGACAUAAGGAAGGAAAAAACGGAUACGCACGCUGGUAAAUUAGUAGAAAAAAAGUGGUAUGAAAAAAACAAGCACAUUUUCCCAGCAUCUAAAUGGGAAAUUUAUAAACCCAUGAAAACAUACACAUCCAGUUAUACAGAUUUGUUUAAUAAUUUUAUAUAA